Messenger RNA from Morus notabilis, 546 nucleotides. RefSeq lists its product as uncharacterized. Lineage: Eukaryota; Viridiplantae; Streptophyta; Magnoliopsida; Rosales; Moraceae. Bases 1 to 546 code for a protein of 181 amino acids. The transcript has a single exon. The record is from RefSeq and is a predicted model, not a curated record.
AUGGAAGUUGCUCGUACAAGAAAAGGUAUUUUGAUUUCUCAAAGAAAGUAUACGAUUGAUCUCUUGAAGGAAACUGGAAUGCUUGGUGGAAGACCAUCUGAGACUCCUGUGGAGGUGAAUGGAAAAGGAAAGAAGGAGUUAGGAAAUCCAGUAGAUAGGGGGAGAUAUCAAAGGUUAGUAGGGAGACUAAUCUAUCUAUCUCAUACCAGGCCCGACAUAGCUUUCGCAGUAAGUGUUGUAAGUCAGUAUAUGCAUUCUCCCUAUGAAGAACACCUAGUUGCCGUGUAUCGGAUUCUGAGAUACCUCAAGAUGACACCGGGAAAAGGUCUGUUUUUUGGGAAAACUAAUCAAAGGCAGAUUGAAGCUUUUACAGAUGCUGAUUGGGCAGGCUCAGUUGAAGACAGGCGGUCAACUUCUGGCUAUUGUACUAUGGCCUGGGGAAAUCUUGUUACUUGGAGGAGUAAGAAGCAGAGUGUAGUUGCUCGCAGUAGUGCAGAAGCCGAGUUCAGAGCACUAGCACAUGGAAUUUGCGACAAAAUUGAUUAG